AAAUAUUCCACUGUAAGAUUAUAUUUUUGAUCAAUUAAAAAGGAAUAUUAGAUGUAGCUGUCAGAGAUGUAAAUAAUACAUUCUAUUUAAGACUCUUCCAAUUCGUUUCUGAUUAAUAUGUUUAAAAAAGGCUUAUGAGUUCUUUAUUGCAUUGAAUACCAAAGCGCCGUUGACUAAAAGAAUAAAUCUAAUUGAAACAACCAGAGGGAAUUUAAUUCCCAUCAUUAUAAAUGUUUAGUUAAUGAAGGAGUUGUAACACCUUUAUUUCAAAAAGACUUUGACUUCCACCUAAGUAUUAAUAGUGAGCAAAGAGAAUAAUGUGAAUUUGAGUGAUACAGAUUAAUUUAUAGACGGAUUGUUUCAAAUUCAAGAUGAGGCCUCACAAGUCUGUGCUCUUAGAGUUCAAUGCAAACCUAAUGAUAAAGUACUUAAUUAUUGUGCUGGAUCUGGAGGUAAAACUUUGGCAUUUGCUCAUCAAAUGGGAGGUAAAGGAGUGAUUGAGAUUAAUGAUACUAGAAGUGAGCAAUUUCUAAAGCAACAAUUAGAUUGAGAA
Molecule: messenger RNA, 553 nt
Organism: Paramecium octaurelia
Lineage: Eukaryota; Ciliophora; Oligohymenophorea; Peniculida; Parameciidae
Source: the annotation of a GenBank genome assembly